This is a messenger RNA of Geodia barretti, 364 nucleotides long. The record is from the annotation of a GenBank genome assembly. NCBI's taxonomy places the organism in Eukaryota, Metazoa, Porifera, Demospongiae, Tetractinellida, Geodiidae.
UGACAUGGGUGUCCGUGGGACUCUGGCAGAGCUGGACACUGUGCUUCCCUGGGUGGUGACGAGGCUUGCAACCAGCAGCAGUCAGCAGUGUCAGAGGCAGCACCAGUCACCACUACACACUCCCAGCCACCUCCUACCACUUCCCAACAGUCCACACUAGACAUAGAUGACCAUUUUGAUGUGGUAUCUGAACUGGGUGACGUGGCUCACAUGUGGAUGUCACUUGGAGGAGCUCUCAGACUACGACAGCCCAUCCUGGACAGGAUCGAAAAGGAGAGACAAAACAACAUGAGAAGAUGUCUGUCAGAGAUGGUGAUCGAGUGGCUGAACCAGUCUUACAACACGGAGCGUUUCGGACUGCCUU